AUGAGUAUAUCUCCUGCACCAUAUUCAAGGAUUUCAAAUCUAAUAAGAACAACGAAACUUUCUCAUGUCCCACAGAAUUCAAGACCGUUGAAUCCAACUACAAGUCAUAAAUAUUACCCGACGCAUCAAAUCAUCGAAACGAAACCAUCCUCGUUAUAUAGACAAGAUUGGGGUCUUAAGGCAUCCAUACCAUCAAAGAUCAAAUCCAGAUAUUUAAUCUUUAAUGAAAUGGAUACAUUAGAAAGAUUGACUUCUUUUGAACCUCGUGGUGAUACUCAAUGGAUUAGAAGAAGAUUCAAUGAGAUGGGCAUUAAUAUUAAUUUCAAUACCGGGAAAAUUAAUCCUUUGUUUGAUACAAAUAACUCUGCUGCUAUGGAGGCAGAUAUCUCAAAUCCUUUAUCUUCCAUGUUGAAUAUAGAUGCAAAAUCUAAGGCAGCAGGGCAUGAGACAACCAAAAAAUUGAAAUUGAAUGAUGUUGUGGUGGCAUUCCAAUAUUUGAAAAAAUAUAGGAAUGAAUUUAAAAAAUGGUUAUUGGAAAGGAAUCCAGAGGUUUUCCUUGGUAAGAAAUUCUCGCCAAAAGAUAUGAAAAAUGAUGCAUUGGAAUUUCUACAAGAAAAAUUGGCGUCUAAUAAGAGUUCAUCGUCUCAAUUAAACAACAUCCCAAGAAAGAUUGUUGGAUCUGGUGGGUUAACUUAUAGUUUACGUGGUAGAUUAAAGAAUUCACCUAAUGGUAUUGUUGAGAAAAAUAUUUUUGCUGGAAGAUGUCUAAAUUCGUUAAGUAAUGAAAGAUACACUUUAGCAGUCGGUGGGUUUAUCACUACUGUUAAUAGUCAAAGAAUAGAAAACAAGUUAAGAGUCUCCAACAAUGUAUCAAUCAGAGAAUGUGUGGUCCCCGUGGAUGUUAAGGAUGCUACCUUGGAUUCUGAAGGUAGAAUUUUCAUAAGGGCAAAUGUUAUUGAUAGUCCCAAUCAAAAAACCGUGGAGAAUAUUAAAAGUAAAAGUUUUUCGAUGAAGUCCAUAAGACUUGGUUCUAGAAGGAAUCCAAAGCAAGCACCAAGGAAUACGUCUGAUUCUACUAGAUAUGCGAAUGAAUUAUUGAAGAUAAUCAAAGAUAAUGGUAGAUAA
Messenger RNA from Naumovozyma dairenensis CBS 421, 1125 nucleotides. It is a transcript of the gene MRP51, whose product is annotated as mitochondrial 37S ribosomal protein bS1m. The record is from RefSeq and is a predicted model, not a curated record. The transcript has a single exon. Gene Ontology annotation, biological process: mitochondrial translational initiation. Gene Ontology annotation, cellular component: mitochondrial small ribosomal subunit. Gene Ontology annotation, molecular function: structural constituent of ribosome. NCBI's taxonomy places the organism in Eukaryota, Fungi, Ascomycota, Saccharomycetes, Saccharomycetales, Saccharomycetaceae. Bases 1 to 1125 code for a protein of 374 amino acids.